Molecule: messenger RNA, 2007 nt
Organism: Microcebus murinus (gray mouse lemur)
Lineage: Eukaryota; Metazoa; Chordata; Mammalia; Primates; Cheirogaleidae
Gene: ZNF326
Product: zinc finger protein 326
Biological process (GO): regulation of DNA-templated transcription elongation
Cellular component (GO): DBIRD complex; nucleus
Molecular function (GO): DNA binding
Source: RefSeq, a predicted model, not a curated record
CUGCGGCUCCCAGGUUGGUAGCGCCGCUCCCGGUCGCGCGUACUCGUCGUGUGGAACCGCGGGUCUAGGGCGCUCGCUGCCGGAUACAGCUAAGCCCAGCGCCGCCGAGGCCGUCGGCCCCCCAGCCUCCGCCAUGGACUUCGAGGACGAUUACACACACUCUGCUUGCAGGAAUACUUACCAAGGCUUUAAUGGAAUGGAUCGUGACUAUGGUCCUGGAUCUUAUGGAGGGAUGGAUCGUGACUAUGGCCAUGGAUCCUAUGGGGGUCAAAGAUCCAUGGAUUCCUACCUAAACCAGUCAUAUGGCAUGGACAAUCACAGUGGUGGUGGUGGGGGUAGCAGGUUUGGACCUUAUGAGUCUUACGACUCCAGGUCUUCUCUGGGUGGGCGAGAUCUGUACAGAUCUGGCUAUGGUUUUAAUGAACCCGAACAAAGCCGCUUCGGAGGUAGUUAUGGUGGUCGAUUUGAGAGCUCCUACCGGAAUAGCCUUGACUCUUUCGGAGGUAGAAACCAGGGCGGGUCUAGCUGGGAAGCACCUUACUCCCGUUCAAAAUUGAGGCCUGGGUUUAUGGAGGACAGAGGAAGAGAGAAUUACUCUUCCUACAGCAGUUUUUCUUCACCCCAUAUGAAGCCUGCACCUGUAGGCUCUCGGGGGAGAGGAACGCCUGCUUAUCCUGAAAGUACGUUUGGAAGCAGAAACUAUGAUGCUUUUGGAGGACCAUCAACAGGCAGAGGCCGAGGCCGAGGACAUAUGGGUGAUUUUGGAAGCAUUCAUAGACCUGGAAUUGUUGUUGACUAUCAAAACAAACCUACCAAUGUGACAGUUGCUGCUGCAAGAGGAAUAAAGAGAAAAAUGAUGCAGCCAUUUAACAAACCUGGUGGAACCUUUAUCAAGAAACCCAAGCUAGCAAAACCAAUGGAGAAGAUGAGCCUCAGCAAAUCACCCACAAAAACUGAUCCUAAAAAUGAAGAGGAAGAGAAGCGACGAAUUGAGGCUCGGCGAGAGAAACAAAGGCGCAGAAGAGAAAAAAACAGUGAGAAAUAUGGAGAUGGAUACAGAAUGGCAUUUACGUGUUCAUUUUGUAAAUUUCGAACGUUUGAAGAAAAAGAUAUUGAACUGCAUCUGGAAAGUUCUUCGCACCAGGAGACAUUAGAUCAUAUUCAGAAACAAACCAAAUUUGAUAAAGUAGUUAUGGAGUUUUUGCAUGAAUGUAUGGUGAACAAAUUCAAGAAAACAUCUAUUCGUAAGCAACAGACAAAUAAUCAAACAGAAGCAGUCAAAAUAAUUGAAAAAGAUGUUAUGGAAGGUGUUACUGCAGAUGAUCACAUGAUGAAAGUAGAGACUGUUCACUGCAGUGCUUGCAGUGUGUAUAUCCCUGCUUUACACAGUUCAGUUCAGCAGCACUUAAAAUCGCCUGAUCACAUCAAAGGGAAACAGGCUUAUAAGGAACAAAUAAAACGAGAGAGUGUUUUGACUGCUACAAGCAUUUUAAAUAAUCCAAUAGUGAAGGCACGAUAUGAACGUUUUGUUAAGGGUGAGAAUCCUUUUGAAAUUCAAGAUCAUUCUCAGGAUCAGCAAAUAGAAGGAGAUGAAGAGGAUGAAGAAAAGAUUGAUGAGCCUAUUGAAGAAGAAGAUGAUGAAGAGGAGGAGGAAGAAGUAGAGGGAGUAGGAGAGGCAGAGGAAGUGGAAGAAGUGGAGGAAGUGGAGGACGUGGGAGAAACUGGAGGAGUAGAGGGCAAGGAGGACACAGAGGGAGGUGGGGAAGCAGGGGCAGUGGGGGAAGUAGAGGGAGUAGGGGGAGUAGAGGAAGAAGAGGCAAAGGAGGAGCCUGUUGACAUCCCUCCUGAACAACCUGAAGAAAAUUAAAUAUAAGGUAUUAGAUUUAAAAGGAGCUUUAAAUUUCUGUCCUAACGUGGAAAAGGGUAAGAAUUUUAUUAGGUCAUUAAAUAUGAAAUGUCCAGUUUCGAAUCAAACGUGUAUUUUAUUGUAUCUCAAACAAGAAACAG